Molecule: messenger RNA, 2685 nt
Organism: Closterium sp. Yama58-4
Lineage: Eukaryota; Viridiplantae; Streptophyta; Zygnematophyceae; Desmidiales; Closteriaceae
Source: the annotation of a GenBank genome assembly
AUGGAUCCAGACGACAAUAACGGCUCGCCGCAUCGCCGGAUCAAUAACGGCUCGGACACUCAGACGCCGGAAUUCCACGAAAGUACUACAACCGGUGCCAUCACUAUCACGGCUACUACCGAAGUGACUACUUCCCGCAAUGUCGCUCCGCAUAGUCCCCCCCUUGUCGUCCCCUCGGGCCCGAUUUCCCCCAUAUCUCCGCUUCCCAUGCCCCCGCCCAGCAUCAUCAUCCCUCCUCGCGAGCUCGCGCAGGCCGCCGCGUAUGCCGACGGAGCCCGCGGAGCGUUGGCGCAGAAGCGCGGCGGGGUCGAGCAGCCGGCGGGGCUUCCGCCGACGCUUCCGCCGUCGCUCGUUCAUUGGCCAUACGCGACGCACAUGCCCGCCGUGUCGCCGGGUUUCACGCACCUCCCGAAAAGCCGUUCCGACGGCAACGGCGGGCCGUCCGCCGCGUCUCCCGCUACGCAGGGGAGGAUGCGCUACGAGAAUUGGGGGGAAAUCGGCUCCCCGUGGCAAGGGGAAGGGGGAAGGGGAAUCUCUCCGGGGAUGACUCCGGGCGUGGCGGAAAGCCCAGCGAGCGGCGGAAGCGCGGGGUGGCCGGGUGGCAGUCACGGGAAGGUGACACGUAACCUAUCGGGGGAAAAUAGACCUAUUCCGAGCAUUGCGAGCAGACCAGGCUCUCUAAGGGUGAAAGCAGCAAAUAAGCAAUCCACGUGGGCCGUCUCUCUCCUCACAGCACCGUGCCACGUGUCCUCAUGCCUGUGCAUUGAAGCCUGCUUCUGCCCCUGCGUCACCACCGGCCGUAUCGCCCACGCUCUCGACCCUACCUCCACCACCCCAGCUGCUGGCGCUCUGCUCUACUCCCUCCUUUCCUGCUUCCUCUCCUGCCAUGUGUUCUCUGUGGUGCUGCGUGGCCGAGUGCGGCAGCGGUACAGCCUGCCUGAGGCCCCGUUGGGCGGAGUGGAGGAUUGCUUCACGCACUGCUGCUGCAACGCAUGCGCGCUCAUGCAGGAGAUGCAGGAGAUGCAGGUGCAUGGAGACAUACCUGCUGUGAAGGUCACACCAGCACCACCCAGCGGCAUGGAUGGAGACGGAGGGAACGGUGCAAGAGCAAGAAAGCAUGGAAAGAUAGUCGCGCUUCCCGACAUCGUAGAGACGAAGCGCGAGGAUCCCAAGGGUGACGUGGAGGAGGAGCCGUACGAGGUGAAGCUACAGCGCAUCUCCGAGUGCGUUCCGCUGCGCAUCACCAGCACCAGCGGAAGCUCCGCGGGCAGCGGAAGCGGAGACUUUCACCAGUACCGAGCGAUGCGGCGGCACGAGCAGGACCGGCUGAUGCGGAUGGAGGCGGACUAUAACAAGCGCAUGGAGGAGAAGCGCUUCCAACAACGCAGAGAACAACGGCUGAAGGAAGCGGAGGAGCGAACAGCAAAGAAGCGAGCGAAACGGCAAAAGAAGAAAGAGAAGCGGAAGAAGCAGAAAACAGAGGAGCCACGGGAUGGCAGCUUGCCGAGUGCAAUGGCGGACAAAACAAUUGCCGUGAUUCUGGUCGGAGGACCUACAACCGGAACCCGCUUCCGGCCGCUCACUCUGAACGUGCCUAAGCCGCUCUUUCCGCUGGCCGGCAAGCCCAUGGUUCACCAUCCCAUCCACGCCUGCCAACAGAUUCCGAACCUGGUGAACGUGUUUGUGAUCGGGUUCUUUGAGGAGAAGGAGUUCACGCCUUUCAUCUCCUCGCUCUCCGCCGAGCUGCGCGUGCCCAUCAGGUACCUGCGCGAGGACAAGUCACAUGGGUCCGCGGGAGGGCUGUACCACUUCCGCAACACCAUCCUGCAGGACGAACCGGACCACAUCUUUGUCAUCAACUGCGAUGUCUGCUCCACCUUCCCCCUCGCCCCCAUGCUCGAUGCGCACAAGAAGCACGGUGGUGUGGGCACUCUGCUGUGCCGCAAGGUGGCCCCAGACACUGCGAGUGACUUUGGCGAGCUGGUGGCAGACCCAGAGACCAAGGAGAUUCUGCAUUAUGCUGAGAAGCCCGAGACGUUUGUGAGUGACCGCAUCAACUGUGGUGUGUACGUGUUCCGUCCGGCCAUCAUGGACAUGAUCAAAGCAGCCAUCGCCGAGGGCGAUGGAGAGAACUACGUGCGGCUGGACCAGCACGUGUUUUCGAAGCAGGCAGGCAAGAAGCAGCUGUACGCGUUUGAGACAGAGGACUUCUGGGAACAGAUCAAGACGCCAGGGCUGGCCCUGCGGUGCUCGCAGCUGUACCUGACGUACUACCGCCAGACGAGCCCCCAGCUGCUCGCCCCCUCCACGCCUGGCGGCCCCACCAUCAUUGGCGACUGCUUCAUCCACCCCUCCGCUAAAGUGCACCCCUCUGCUAAGGUGGGGCCGAACGUGUCGAUUGCAGCGAACGUGCGCAUCGGGGCAGGCGUGCGUUUGAAAGACUGCAUCAUUCUGGACGAGGUCGAGGUCAAGGAGAAUGCCAUAGUGGUGUCCUCAGUGGUGGGGUGGAAGUCCGUGGUGGGGCAGUGGGGCCGCGUGCAGGGAAGCGGGGACCUUAAGUCCCGUCUCGGAGUCACCAUUCUUGGAGAGGACGUGGCAGUGGGCAAGGAGGCAGUGGUGGUGAACUGCAUUGUGCUGCCGCACAAGUCCCUCAACACAAGCGUGCAGGAGGAAAUUAUUCUGUAG